Messenger RNA from Mugil cephalus (flathead mullet), 4147 nucleotides. Its product is annotated as rabphilin-3A-like. Bases 291 to 2189 code for a protein of 632 amino acids. The transcript has 19 exons. Gene Ontology annotation, cellular component: membrane. Gene Ontology annotation, molecular function: small GTPase binding. Lineage: Eukaryota; Metazoa; Chordata; Actinopteri; Mugiliformes; Mugilidae. The record is from RefSeq and is a predicted model, not a curated record. Gene Ontology annotation, biological process: intracellular protein transport.
GGGCUUUCCAUCCUUCCACGCAGGAUAGAAGACGGGUUCCCACGCAUUGUGGUGGUGCCUCCAGCAACAGACCACUCCUCCUCCCAGAAAGAUAUAUAUACAUAUAAAAAAAUAAAAACACGAGCUGUGGUGACAGGAGCCAUGCGCAAUGACUAACUCCGUGCUCGGAUCCGAGCCCUGCACAGAAAUUUAGUCCGCAUCAUUCCCUGACAGCUCCCCGAGAGAGGAGGAGAGAGAAGAGGAGAAGAGAGGAGAAGCAGGGCUGAAUUCUCAGACUGCAACAGUGCAGCAUGACAGACACGGUGAUGAGCAGCAGCUCGGGCCGCUGGGUGUCCAACGACAGGCAGAGGAGCAUGCACCCGAGCGAUAAAGAGCAGGGCAACUGGACCAUGCAACAAGGCCCUAGUCCCGGUCCAGACCUGACAGAUGAAGAGAAAGAAAUUAUUAACAGUGUGAUCGCUCGGGCUGAGAAAAUGGAAGCCAUGGAGCAGGAGAGAAUCGGGCGCCUGAUAAACCGCCUGGAUGACAUGAAGAAGACUGUGUGUGGGGAUGGAGUGUCCCGCUGUCUGCUAUGUGGGGAGCAGCUGGGCUCACCUGGGGUCAGCUCGGUGGUGUGCGAGGACUGCAAAAAGAGCAUGUGUACCAAGUGUGGUACGCAGUGUAGCAGUAAGCCACGGGCUGUUUGGCUGUGCAAGAUCUGCAGAGAACAGCGGGAGGUGUGGAAGAGGUCUGGUGCCUGGUUCUUCAAAGGUUUCCCAAAGCACUUUCUGCCGUCCCCCAUGCCAUUGUCUAAAACAGGAGGCCAGGAGGCGGCGGAGCCCCAGAGGCCACCAGCUUCUGAGCCUAGGCAGGCUGUGGCCAAACCACAACCAACAGGUCAGAAUCAGAGUCCUGCCUCUGAGCAACAAGUUUCAGGAGCAGAGCCACAGGGCCGUGCCAGUUACCCACCUGUGGCCCCUAAACCAGCUGUGCGUAUGGCUACGGGUGGGGCCGGCCCUGAAGAGGCAGGGCAGGGCAGCCCAGUGGUGAUGAAGAAGAUGGUGCCAGUUCAGAGCUCCAGACCACAGCCUGCUGCAUCUGCCACUAUGGCCCAGCAAGGCCCCGUGGCAGGAGAUGGUUUCUCUUCUGGUGCAGUUGCUCCAGAGCAGAGAGCGCCUCCUGCUGCAAGAGAGGACAGGAGGCAGCCCGCUGCCUACAGCGCUCCUCCUGCCCGACAGCAACCACCCCCAGCUGAGGACGAGGAGGAGGCCAACGACUACGACUCUGAUGAAGCCACCACUCUGGGCUCUCUGGAGUUCAGCCUGCUCUAUGAACAGGAAAGCAACAGCCUCCACUGUAGCAUCCUCAAAGCAAAGGGACUGAAGCCCAUGGACUCAAAUGGACUGGCAGAUCCUUACGUCAAGCUUCAUCUGCUGCCAGGGGCUAGUAAGUCUAACAAGCUGCGCACGAAGACCCUGAGAAACACCCGAAACCCGAUGUGGAAUGAGACGCUCACCUACCACGGCCUGACAGAUGAGGACAUGCAGCGUAAGACCCUCAGACUUUCUGUCUGUGAUGAAGACAAGUUUGGGCACAAUGAGUUUAUUGGGGAAACUCGAGUGGCCCUCAAGAAACUGAAGAUGAAUCAGAAGAGAAACUUCAACGUGUGUCUAGAGAGAGUCGUGCCUACAAAGAGAACCGCAACAGCUGGAGGAGCCAGAGGGAUCUCACUCUACGAAGACGAGUCAGCGAAAGACGGCGCCGAGGUGGAAGAGCGCGGCAGGAUUCUGAUCUCUCUAAUGUACAGCACUCAGCAGAACCGCCUCAUCGUGGGCGUUGUGCGCUGCGUUCACCUGGCUGCUAUGGAUGCUAAUGGCUACUCUGACCCCUAUGUCAAAAUAUGUCUGAAACCUGACAUGGGGAAGAAGGGCAAGUGCAAAACACAAAUCAAGAAGAGGACUUUAAACCCAGAGUUUAAUGAGGAAUUUAGCUAUGACAUCAAACACAGUGAACUGGCCAAGAAGACGUUAGACAUCUCUGUGUGGGAUUAUGACAUUGGGAAAUCCAACGACUACAUAGGUGGGUGUCAACUGGGUAUCACUGCCAAGGGAGAGAACCUGAAGCACUGGUACGAGUGUCUGAAGAACAAGGAUAAGAAGAUCGAGCGCUGGCACACUCUGGUGAACGAGAAUCACACUGCCAGUGAUUAACCACUUGCCCCCACAUGCAUGAGCUUAAAACUACCCUCCCCGAUUGGUUCGCAUUCACCUCUUGAUGCACUUUUGCCCCCCCCCCUUCAGUUUGUCAUUUUUAUUUAUCCGUUCGCUGCCAUCACACCAGACGUCUCGUCGUUUGGUCCCCCUGGUUUAGCAUACUCUACUUACCUGUCUUCUUAUUAACAAUUUAUCUGCCUGUGCUGAUGCUUAAUCCGCCGCUGGCGCAAACCAUGGCUUAAAUGAAUUGGAGACAUCGUUCCACAGCUGCACAAAGGCCGUCACGCCUGUCGUGAUGUUAUAUAGCGUGCGGCGCACGUUCUCCGCUAAAAGAAAAAUAAAGUUGCACUGGCGCAGAACAAGAGAAGCAAUCUGCUGUUGAAUCUGAGGUCACGGUUCAAGCUCAUGAGAUCCCCGACUGAACUCAUACCUGAGAUUCAUCACACUGUCAGGGUAUUGUGUCUCUCAUGUCGUAGCGUAGCACUUGAGCUGUAUAAGCAUGCCAGGCAGCACACACGCGCAGCAGCACCUUCAAAUAUUUCAGCUCUCCUGAACAUAUUGUAUAUUUCCAUGAAGAAAUGUUUACAUACUGAUACAUUGCUCAGGUUAGGAUAGACGUCUGAUACUGCAGAUGAUUCAUAAGUCAGUAGACCAUGAGCUAGAUGAGUCUUUGAUGAGUUGCUGUUAAUUUGUGGUUUAAAAAUGAUAGCACACCUAGUUUAGCAGGAGUUUUUAUGGAUGUUUAUUCAAACUGUGAUUUUUAAGUUUCUAGGACGUAUUAGGUGCUUGUUUAGAGAAACAGAAAAGUGAACCACAAAGUUUAUUUUUAGGUUAAUUUCUUAGAUGCGUUGAGACUUGGCAGGAAUAAAAAAAAAACAAUUAAAAAAAAAAGGAAUCUCGUCCUGCUACCUCUACUCCUCUGCAGCUGGCGGUUUGCUCUGACACCUCAGAGGUUUUCUACUGCAGUGUUUACACCGAACGCACACGGUCGGGUUUCUUACAGGUUUCCCCAACAAAUUUGGCUGCUCUGUCGAACAAGGAGACAAAGGUGGAAUAAGUUAUAAGUAUGUGCAGCUUUACCUGCAUGCACUGUGCUCCUGACUGUCAUGUGCCUGGGGCAAUCCUGGCCCGCUUUAAGCCCAACGUACCCUUUGCACAAAGCGGGGCCUUUUUCCUCCCUCUGCUCCAUCCCAAUCAUUCAAGGCUUUAGUGUGUGUUUGUUCACUAAUCACAGCAAACCAAGGAAAGCACACCUUACAAAGUGGAAUGACCUCAAUUUAUACAGCUGUCUGCAAGUUAUUCCAAUGUCAAAACAAAGACGAAAACAAAAAAGCCUAUGCAUGAAAUGUCUUGUGGUUCAAGAUAUAUAUACUUUGUAAGAAAUGAACGCUAUUGUAACUCCAUUAAUGUUUACACUUCUUCCCCACAACAUUCCUGUUAAUACUUUAUAUACAAGAGGCCAUGUUCUGCAUGACUAUGAUGACUAUGGUGUAAUCUGAAUAAACUGGUCUGUUAGCAUCCAUGGGACAGACUGCUAAUCAACUGAGCACAUCAACAUGAGAUCUUGUCCAAUACUAUCGGUAGCAGACUUUGAGAUUAGUCUCGUUUUUUGAAUGAGCUGUCCCGCACAUCUUUCUAGUGUCUUGUUUUCUCUGUAAAGCCACGCUGCCCCCAUGUGGCUGUAACCCAGACAACCACCAGUCCUAACCUUGUGCUACUUCAGCUGCAGCGAUCAUCAGAUGAUGAUCAUCACUUGUCGUUUUAAAAAUAAAAUGGCUUCUCUCUCUAGCUAUCUUCUACUUGAUUCUGCCAGUUCAGUGGAAUGUUUCUUCUUUGAUCUCUGUAUCUGUACAUAGAUAGUGCAUGCACUGGAAAUAUGUAUGUUUGCAAACAACUUUGCAUGUAAAGAUUUUGCAGAGAGUUUACACGGAUCAAUAAAAUCGAAUGAAAAAUGA